Molecule: messenger RNA, 2200 nt
Organism: Maniola jurtina (meadow brown)
Lineage: Eukaryota; Metazoa; Arthropoda; Insecta; Lepidoptera; Nymphalidae
Gene: Pif1
Product: ATP-dependent DNA helicase PIF1
Exons: 3
Coding region: 99-2012 (637 amino acids)
Biological process (GO): DNA repair; telomere maintenance
Molecular function (GO): ATP hydrolysis activity; DNA helicase activity
Source: RefSeq, a predicted model, not a curated record
AUGAUCUAUGGUGGUGCGCUUGCGCUUGUUUGUAUAUAUUCCAUUUAUUUUAUAGUUAAAUUAUGAAUUAAAGUGAAUUUAAUAAACCAUUACAUAAAAUGGAAUCUAGAGAAACUUUUCUAUCCUGUGCAGUAACGGUAGAGUGGAUGACCGCACAAGGAUCUGUUACGAGAAAAGUUAGUUACAAAACCGCUUCUCUUAGACUGAUUCGGAAUGAGUUUCGAGAAAUGUUUAUGGAAAUAACGAGUGAAAAACAAGCGCCAAUUCGGCUAGCGAUAAAGAAUAUAAAUGUUUUCAAAAAGUUCAUGGCAGAGGGAAAAUCAAGCAUAAAAUUUCAAGACGCGGGCUGUACGCUCUUCAUAUCUAACGCUCCGCCAACGAACUUGGUCUCAUUUUUACGGACUAUAUUUGUUAAGAUUACUGGUGAUAAAGACCAAGCAGAGAGUAAGACUCCUUCCAAAAAGACCAUGCGAGCAAAAUUACUAAGUGGAAAGGCUCAAGCCUUCGAGGAUAUCAGCCCAGUAACAGUUGCUGAUGUGUGUAAAGCUAAGAGUAAAAUAAGUAAAGCAACAACUACCACACCUUCGCCACCUUCAAAGAAACGCAAAUUAGAGGAUGUCAGUAGAGGUCCGGUUCCAAAGAAGUUAUACUCUCCAUCACCUUUGACUACAGCUUGCUCUUUGAAUGCUGAACAACAAAGGGUGUUAGAAGCUUGUCUCAGUGGCAAGAAUAUUUUCUUUACAGGAUCUGCAGGCACAGGAAAGAGUUUUCUUUUAAAGAGAAUAGUAGCAGCGUUACCACCAGAUGUUACUAUGCCAACAGCAUCAACUGGUGUUGCUGCUUGUCAUAUUGGUGGAACCACUCUACAUGCAUUUGCUGGCAUUGGAGAUGGAAGUGCAUCAAUAGAGAAGCUAAGUGAGAGAGCCAUUAAGACACCAUUAGUGGCACAAAAGUGGAGAAAAUGCAAACAUCUCAUCAUAGAUGAAAUAUCUAUGGUUGAUGGAACUUAUUUUGAGAAAUUGGAAGCAGUUGCAAGAUAUGUUCGAAAGAAUGAUAAACCCUUUGGUGGCAUUCAGCUAAUUCUUUGUGGUGACUUUCUACAGCUUCCUCCAGUAGUGGACAAAGCAAAAUCAACUAAGAGGUUUUGCUUUCAAACAUCGUGUUGGGAGAAAUGCAUAGAACUGUGUUUUGAGUUAAAGGAAGUUCACAGACAAACUGAUCAAGAGUUCAUUUCAAUACUCAAUAGUAUAAGAAUAGGUAGAGUAACAAAGGAAAUAAGGGAAAGACUUUUGAAAACUGCAUCACAGAAAAUCGAAAGUGAUGGAAUCUUAGCCACAAGAUUAUGUUCUCAUACUAAUGAUUCUAAAAUGAUUAACCACACAAAGUUGCAAGAUUUGUCUGGUGAAGAAAAAUUAUUUGCAGCACAAGACAGUGAUAAUGCUUCUACUACUCUUGAUAUGCAAACAAUCGCUCCUUCUAAAUUAUUGCUAAAAUUGGGAGCCCAGGUGAUGUUACUCAAAAAUAUCAAUGUUAACGCAGGUUUAGUAAAUGGAGCUAGAGGAGUGGUUGUGAGAUUUGAUGAAGGAUUUCCAGUUGUAAGGUUCAAGAAUAAAAAAGAAUAUACAGCAAGAACUGAACGGUGGUAUGUCAAAAAUGCAAAUGGCACUUUACUUUGUCGCAGACAAAUACCACUUAAUUUAGCUUGGGCGUUUUCCAUCCACAAGUCACAAGGAUUGACCCUAGAUUGUGUGGAAAUGUCUCUGGGCAAAAUAUUUGAAGCUGGGCAAGCAUAUGUGGCUCUCAGCAGAGCACAAAGUUUGGAUACAUUAAGAGUUUUAGACUUUGAUUCACGUCAUGUCUGGGCUAAUCCAGAUGUUUUAGAAUUUUACCAGCGAUUCCGACGACGUUUGCAACAAAUGGAAAUAAUACCAUUAGGUAGGCGUCUAUCUGACAAGUCAAAUAAAAAAGGAAAUCUUCGAGAGAUACUAGAAAAACAAUUAAGAAAAAAGUAACAGUGAAGACUGAAUUAUUAUAAUAGAAUAAAAACGCCUAUCUUUUUAUUUAUUAAAAUACUAGUGCAAUUUAUUUAUCUAUACAUUCUGUAAUGUCUAGAAUGACUUCUGUAAAUCAUGUAUGUUAUAUAAUGAGCAUGUAUUAUUAGCAACAUGACACUAGAAUAAUAAAAUAUGUACUUGGUAAA